Molecule: messenger RNA, 1608 nt
Organism: Chelonoidis abingdonii (Abingdon island giant tortoise)
Lineage: Eukaryota; Metazoa; Chordata; Testudines; Testudinidae
Gene: PLPP5
Product: phospholipid phosphatase 5
Biological process (GO): phospholipid metabolic process; phospholipid dephosphorylation
Cellular component (GO): membrane
Molecular function (GO): phosphatidate phosphatase activity
Source: RefSeq, a predicted model, not a curated record
GAACCCCCCACCUUAGCACACAGGGGAAACCCCAGGGCAGGCCCCCUGCACAUGUAGCACAGACGGGGAUCCCCCUGGGAAACACCCCCGUUAGGGACAGGGUGGGGGAACCCCAGGGCGCCCUCUCUCACCUUAAAACACAUGGGGAUCCCCCAAGACAGCCCCACCACCUUAGCACACAUGGGGAUUCCAGGGCAGCCCCUCCCCCCCACCUUAGUGUACACGGGGGAUCCCGGGGCAGCCCCCCGCACCUUACCGCACACGGGGAUCCCCCAGGACAGGCCCCCCACCACUCCCAGUUCUGUUGAUGUGAUCCUUCUGUGUCAUCUGGACACUGGACUGAGAGCUAACCUGCUCAUUGCACUUGGGCUACUGGCUGCCAAAUGGUAACUACUGUCACCGAUGGCCGGGGUUGCACUAUGACUUCAUGAUGGGAAGCUCUGGAGUCAAGACAGCCCUAGUGGUAUCUGUGACACCCCAGAACCAGGAAACUGGGUAGCAACUACAGAGAACCUGCUUUUAUUUUUUAGAGGUUAGGUUAAACCUGUAUUGGUGUGGAAUGCCCCAUUUUCUCCUGCAGUGUAGCCAGCCUGGAGGGAUUCAGCACAGAGGAUCAUGGAACUUCUGCCUCCAUUUCAACGUGUCAUACAGCCUGAAGAGAUGUGGCUUUAUAAAAACCCAUACAUAGAAGCAGACCAUGUACCCACCAAGCUCAUGUUUUUAAUUUCGUUUUUGUGUCCCCUGAUGUUCAUCCUUCUGGCAAAAUUCCUCAUGAAAGUUGACCGCAGAGACACGCAGGAGGCCUUUUUGGCUGCCAGCCUUGCUCUUGCCCUGAAUGGGGUCUUCACCAAUGCUGUGAAGCUAGUCGUGGGAAGGCCACGGCCGGAUUUCUUCUACCGCUGCUUUCCGGAUGGACGGGCAAACGCCAAGCUGGUAUGCACCGGUGACCUGGACGUGGUGACUGAGGGACGCAAGAGCUUCCCAAGUGGGCAUUCCUCUUUUGCCUUUGCUGGUCUUGCCUUCUCUGCCUUCUACCUGGCAGGAAAGCUGCACUGCUUUGCCCCUGGCGGGCGUGGAAAAUCCUGGCGGCUCUGUGCCUUCUUAUCACCACUGCUCUGUGCUCUUCUCAUCGCUCUGUCCCGCACCUGCGAUUACAAGCACCACUGGCAAGAUGUGCUGGUUGGCUCAGUGAUUGGCUUCACAUUUGCAUACCUAUGCUACAGGCAGCAUUACCCUUCCCUGACUGACUCAGAGUGCCAUAAACCAUUGCAGUGUAAAUCCAAACUACCACCAGCACAGAAGCAAAAGCUGGCCAGCUCCAGCUUCCACCUGGAAAUAUAAUGAUGGGAUCCACUUUGCUGGGACCGGCCCCUGGGUAAUCAUUCCUUCCACUCUUCAGCCUGCAUCGUGGGGAAGGGUACAGGCUUUGGGACUAUCGCUCACUGCCUACUUGGUGAAGUAACCCAGUAACCUAAAGGAGGAUGCGACUGAUAGAUGAAUAGGAAUUGCUCCUGUAAACAUGUGGUAAGUGGUCCUGCUCAGCAGGCCUCGGCUUGUACUGUUCUUGUUUGAGAGAUGCUCCCCUCUUUAAGGCCAGCCCUGGAGGAA